Molecule: messenger RNA, 1853 nt
Organism: Gallus gallus (chicken)
Lineage: Eukaryota; Metazoa; Chordata; Aves; Galliformes; Phasianidae
Exons: 4
Coding region: 238-903 (221 amino acids)
Source: RefSeq, a predicted model, not a curated record
GGGAACAUAACAGAUGUAGAUGAUGCUCUCCCCACAGGCUUUCUCUUCUCCAGUGCUUCUUAGGUACCUGGUAACCAUAAAAAUACCCUCUCUCUCCCCUGGGAACCCUUGGGUUGCACUUGUGUUACCCAGAUGUGUAGAUUAAGGCCCCUCUGAAUGAGAACAUUCAGGAGCACCACUGAGCUACCAAGGUUUUCAGGAGACCAUCAAUCAGACUAAAUCAAACAUGGGAGAACCAUGACUUUGGUUUGGAAUCUGUCAAGGAAACUCAUGCAAUCGAUCGUGGCAGAGAGGUGGGAGGAGGUACUGGUCCUUAUGGGCCCAUCUUUCCUCCUUGCCUUGCAGAUCAACACAGAAACGGAAGAAAGGUUUGAUGACAGCAGGCUUUAUUCUGAGAAGGAGGAGAAUGUGAAUUAUUCAGCCAUCUCCACAGGAUAUUUUCCAUAUUACAGAUCAAAUGAGGAGCAGUUUCUCCAGCCUCUCUUAUAUGGCUUAAAUGCAGAGGGAGAGAAGCCUGAAAGCAACUGCAAAGAUGAAGGAGAAGGUGGAUGUGUGAAGCUUGGUGGAGAUGCUGAGAAGACCACCCACCCAGCUCUGGGGACAGAGAGGAAGCCGUGUUCUUCCAUGGCCAAUGUAGAGCCAACAUCCCAGCAGCUCCUAGGAGGCAGCACCUUGGGAAGCUGCCUUCCAGCCUUCCCCCAUCCCACCACACCACCAGGCCUGGACCAGCCCUUUUCUUCCAGUGGAUACGUCCCUUACUACAGAACAGAAGCAGAGCUCUGCGUCGGCCCAGCAGUGUGUGAUAGGUUUCUCACCAGGACAGAAGUUUUGGAGAAUGAAGAGGGAAGAUGGGUAGAAGAAAAAAAUGCUUGGAAUUUUGGUGCCAGCUGCUUGGUGUCCUGAGAACAAAGCAGCAAGUUUGUCAGCAAAAGGCAGAGGCUGGUUUAACAUAGACGUGGAUUAGAAGUUCUUGAAAGCUAUAGCCACAUGCACAUCUGUAUGAAUAUGGAAUAAAUAUACUUCCCUCUUUGAAUAAAACAGUAAGUGAGAAGCUGGACUCUGUAAUGACAGCAGAAAGCAGCAGGGAAAUGUCUGACUUGGGGAAAACUUGCUCUAGAAAACAUGAUGAAGGAGGAGGGUGAAGAUCAGUACUGUGUUUUUCUGUGGCUAACCCUGAAGGAUGGAGUCUUGCUUGAGAACUUGCUCCAUCCCAGGCCCAGAGUAGAGGCACUCUUACUACUUCUUGGUCACACUUGUGAACCCUCCUGGUAACAUACAAUUCCUCACGCUGGGCACAGAAUUCCCUGCUUCUCCUGAAGAACCCAUGUCCUGCCAUGCUGGCUGGGAUAUGGAUACAUAUUUUGUGCAGCUGCAUUCAAGACCACGUGAGAGAGGUGACCACGCAGGUAAAGAAGAGCAAAUUCCCAUGUUUAUGAAGAUGAAAGAUAGUAAAUCCACCCACAAAGUCAGCAAAUAAUCUGCAAAUUGAAAAUGUCCUUUUUACCUUUUAUCCAUACCUGCUGCUCCCCCCCCCCAAUAUGGAUUGUACAGGGCCAAUGGUGAUCUGUUGUUCAUGGGAAUGUGUGACAGCUGUGAAACGACAGUGCCAAUGCAGAAGGGAUGUGCAGCCAUGGGAAACGGCCAGCGGGAAGAAAUAAGAAUUAUUUGAAUCUAAGCUGCUUGGAGGAAUUAAGCGGAGACAUAAUUUCCAGUAGGAAUUGGGAAAUAUAUUUCCUCUCCCCUCCACUACAAUCCUUCCAUUGUAUUAAUGGCAUCUGUUAGACAACAGUCAUACACAAGAGAAAAAAAGCAUUUUUAUUUAAGAUCUUUGUCAGUAAAAUUUUUUGAACACA